Messenger RNA from Ipomoea nil (Japanese morning glory), 1473 nucleotides. RefSeq lists its product as uncharacterized. The record is from RefSeq and is a predicted model, not a curated record. Lineage: Eukaryota; Viridiplantae; Streptophyta; Magnoliopsida; Solanales; Convolvulaceae. The annotation marks the transcript as partial. The transcript is spliced from 6 exons.
AUGGUCCAUGUGGAAAAAGCGAGGGACAAAUUCUCCAUGCAUGGUAAUGCGCGAUGCUCUAAACAUUUUCCUAAGAGAUUUGUUGAUAGUUCUACGUUUGAUGACAAUGGUUACCCGGUAUAUAGAAGGAGAGACAAUGGCAGUGUAGUUACAAAGAACGGUAUCGCCUUGGACAACAGGUAUGUGGUACCGCACAAUAGAUAUUUAUUGCUCAAGUACAAGGCUCAUAUAAAUGUCGAGUGGUGCAACCAAUCAAGGUCAAUCAAGUACCUGUUCAAGUAUGUUAACAAGGGUCAUGAUCGAGUAACAGCCGAAUUUUACAAAACAGGCAAUGAUGACGAGAAUGGCAAAGCAGUAGAUGAGAUAAAUAUGUACUAUGACUAUGAUGAUGCGGUUGAGAACAUUGUGAAUAGACCUACGAUAGCACAGAGCAUGUUUUUAGAAUGGUUUGAAGCUAAUAAAACAUACCCCGGUGCCAGAGAGCUUACUUAUGUUGAGAUGCCAACAAGAUUCGUUUGGAAGAAAGACCUUAGAAAAUGGCAGCCACGAAAGAAAGGGUUCUCCAUAGGACGUAUAUUCUAUGUUCCGCCAGCUACUGGUGAAAUCUUCUAUUUGAGAGGUUUAGUUGAUGAUGACAACGAAUAUGUUGAUGCAAUAGAUGAAGCCAGUCAUUGGGCGUCAGCGGAACAAUUGAGGAGAUUGUUUGUGACAAUACUAAUGAGCAGUUGCAUGGGGAAAACCGGAAAUAGUUUGGCACGCCGUUUGGCAACAUCUAUCAGACGAUGCCCAAUUCAAUAUCCGUACACAACUGCAGAACAGAGGUUGAUUCAAGAAGAAUUAUCAUACGAUCGUGGAGAACAAGAGAAAGAGAAUCAAGAAUUGGUAAGGCAGUUAACAGACGAACAAAGGGCAAUAUACAAUGAAGUGUUAACUGACGUCGAUUGCCAGCAAGGUGGGUUAUUCUUCGUAUCUGGUUAUGGAGGGACAGUCUUGAGGCUGACUAAGAAUCUACGCUUGAAAAGUGUUCAAUCAGAAUCCGAGUGCAAGGAGAUCGAGGAAUUUGCUAAAUGGAUAGCUAAUAUAGGUGACGGAAUGAUUGGGUGUCAACUGGAUGGGGAGUCAGAGAUUACUAUUCCAGAAGAUUUGUUGUUAAAGUGCGAAGAUGACCCUAUUGCUACAAUUGUUGAUAGCACUUUCCCCAAUUUCCUGGGACUUGCCGAUUUGUCAUAUCUUAAUCAUAAUGCCAAUGUGGACAUGUUAGCGGAUUUGCACACUCCGGAAUUCUUGAAUGCAUUGAGAUGUUCUGGAGUCCCAAAUCAUGCGUUGACAUUGAAAGUUGGAUCACCUGUUAUGCUGUUGCGAAAUAUUGAUCACACAUUAGGAUUAUGCAACGGUACAAGGUUGAUUGUUACAAGGUUGGCUGACCAUGUGUUGGAAGGCCAAAUCAUGUGCGGUACAAAUGCAGGAACCAGA